This is a messenger RNA of Suillus paluster, 892 nucleotides long. RefSeq lists its product as uncharacterized. The coding region runs from base 173 to 706 and encodes 177 amino acids. The record is from RefSeq and is a predicted model, not a curated record. NCBI's taxonomy places the organism in Eukaryota, Fungi, Basidiomycota, Agaricomycetes, Boletales, Suillaceae. The transcript has 2 exons.
AGGGCAAGAGUGGCUGCGGACCCCGAGAGCCGGCCUGCCAAGCACGAGCGUGCGAGAGUGGCUGAAAAAAAGCAGCGCACAAGAGUGGCUGCAGACCUGGCAAGGGCGAAAGUGGCUGCAGACACAGAGCGCGCGAGAGUGGCUACAGACGCCCCAUGGUCAAACAUGGCAGAUGACUCCAGCAGCAUCUGUCUGGGUCACAAUGGCAGAAUUCUCGGGCACAUUGGAAGCCAUCAGCAAGUACACAAUCGUCCCAGAGAUGCCUUUACGGCCAGCUUUUCAAGUCAUCGAACAGUUCAAGAACUUGCCAAAUUUCUUGGGCUUUCCGGCAUUCCUGACAUUUCAACCCCAGGAUCACUCCACACAUGCGUUCCAAGAAGAUCGUCGUUUACCAGACAUAGAGGUCAUCUAUGCUAUGACGGCGUUUGCAAUUUUUGCAAAAGAAGCACGGGAACAAAGCCGAUCAGCCUCUGACGCUCUGAAGUACGCAUGUCAAAAUUGGUCCUUCCAUCUCUCGCGAGCUCCUAGUCCAUGGGAUGAUAGGCUCAAUACUUUAUUCAAGCUCUUCUGGGACCACCACUUACUCGCCUGGCUCGAAAGGCAGUGGUGCUUGAAAGGCUUGCGGUCUUGUCUCCUUGUUUUAUCUGAAGGACAGAAACUUGCAAGGGAACGCCUCCAAGCUCUGCCGGGGCCAUCUCAGUCAUGAGUUUGAAGCUGUCGAUUUUGUACAUCCCGUCACGCUGUCUUGUUAUUGCGCAUUGAUUAUUUUCAUAUCAUUCUUUUACGUUACUCCGGUGUCUUUAGCUUUCAUUCGAAGUAUUUCCAGCAGAACGUCCGUUUCCAAGUCAUUGGGCGAGAGAAAUAAAAGUGUUGCUUUUUGUCAUCUCCUCCG